AUGGCGGCAUCGUAUAGCAGGAGGCGAGAAAUUAGACCAAUAGAAAUUACCUCACUGUAUACCAAGGCAACGCAAUAGCAGAUGAUCACAAUUAAAUUGAGUGCUCAUUAGAUCCAAAUGAGAUUUGACGAAUACACUGCGUGAUAAUGACCGUGGAUUUAUUUUGGUUUAAUUGAAUUAUGUUUAUUAAAGGAGAGAGGAUGGAUAUACUAACAAGGGUUAAACUAGUGACCAUACUUGGUCUGUUUCGUCUUCAACACACCAACGGUUGUCCAUUCGGAUGGGAUUUUUAUUACGAGGGAAAGUGUUAUAAAUUGGUGAAAGAGAUCGUUGGUGUAACCACUUCCACAGCUCAGUCCCGCUGCAAUAAGUUUUUCGGUGGAGGCCAUCUUGCGAAAAUUGAAACCAGCGAAGAACUGGAUGAGAUUGGACUACAAAUAGCGAGACGUCGGAGAGUGACAGAGUUGUGGAUAGGUGGCGCUGAGUCCUUAUUAUGGGGCAGAUGGAACAAAGAAACAUAUACAGCUGCUAUUACAAAGAAUGACACCAGAGCGAAGUGUAUCUUCCCAUUCAAGGAUUCGGGAAGUUGGUCUUAUUCCUGCAUACAGAAUGGAACAGAGACGUAUUGUGUCACAGAUAUACGUCCUGAUAAUAUAACUGGGGCUUCUAUCCUUGGAUCGUGCAAUUCAACUGAACUACCACAUGAUAGGAGACUAUCUCUAACUAACAAGCUAUCUACUAUUAAGGCCGUCUACUACAUGAGUGGCCUCAGAACGAAGCAUACGAGGCUAUCUACAUACCUCUGUGAAGUGGAGAUACAAUCACUCGAUCCUACAGAUUGGUCGAUGGUUUUUAAAGCUGUCACUGGUGUGCCAUUCACAACUGGUCUAAAUGACACAUGGUUUAGUAACGCAACCGUGAAUCAGGACCUCCCUCUUCAUCAGCUAUAUUAUAUGGGGACAGACCAGAAGCUGAAUUUUAAAUCGAAUGUCAUCAAUCUGUGGCAUCAGAAAAGAAUCGAAUGGGUCAAAUUAUCUUUAUUUAAAGAUGGUGUGGAAGUCUUUAAUCUCACAUUUCUAACACAGAAUACAAACAGAAAGAAUUGGUUUAAAGCAGAUUUUCUCAUAUAUCCUCGAUUGGAACAUGGGAUUCAUUUUGAGGCUUUCACUGGUCUAUCGACGUUUUUAAUUACUAACCAAAAUGCAGUAGAAGGUAAUUGCUCAAUGGACAGCAUAUUCAUAGUGUCCGACUCACGGCAUUGUAUGAAUGAGGCAGUGCCAUCUUUCUAUUUUAAAGAUACAGACAAUCAACUCAAAGAGGCCGAUGUAUUUACUAUAUCUGUUAUUGAAUCUUGUGCUCGGGGAUGGUACCAUUACCGCGGAAGUUGUUACAAGCGUUUCUUCAAGCUUGCCAAUUAUUGGGAAUCGUCGGAAACUUGUCGUCUACAAGGUGGCCAUCUUCUGUCCGUGACAUCACAAUUUGAAUAUGAUGCCAUGAUUGGUUCUGUUCUAUCACCCGACAACACAAAACUUGUGAACUCCUAUUGGACAGGUCUCAAUGAUAUUGAAAACGAGGGCGACUUCGGGUGGCAAGAUGGCUCCAAAUUAGACAAAUAUGAGGUGUGGGCGACUGAUGAACCAUACAAAAAUAUCACAACGAGUGAAAAUGCAACAUAUAUAAACAAUGAUACAAUUGUUGUAGAUUCCAACGAGACAAAUGUGGAUAAAGACUGUGUAAUGUUUUAUUCCUAUAAUGUUCGCAAUGAAACGAUAUGCUGCUGGAGCUUUAUGGUAUAUUUCUCCUAUCCAGAAUGGAUGACAGCUAACUGUAGCGAGCAACACCACUUUGUAUGUGAAUAUGAACUAGAAAAUAAUAACGGUACAGAGGGUUACAUUACUACCCAGGAGCCCACUACUACGGAACUCACUACAACAGGUCACGUGACUACGGAAACUUCUACGUCAAUACCAUAUAAGAAAAAUAUCACAUUGCUGCCAGCUAUCGUAUGGAAACCUGUAAAACCGAUUGAAUACCCUGUAGAGGAAGCCACUGGUGGAGCUGUUUUUGGAGCCUUCGGAUCAGCUCUUCUCAUAAUAGUUGCUGUAGUCAUAGUUCUAUCAGACUCACAAGCCUUCAUACGUGACUUUUCCCGACUGAAACGAAACCUCAAAGGAUGUUGUGAUAGGCGGAGACAUCAUAAGAAAAAGAAAAAACUUUUGAAUAAAUUAUUCGACAAUGCCAGGGAGAAUGCUGAGUAUGGUAAAGCAUCUAGUGAUGCAGUACAUUUAACGAUGGAGAAUGGCGUUAAAGCAACUGUCGUAUAUGAACUCAGGGAUCCAGAGGAAAGUCGAACCGAUUUUACAAAGGAUCCAAUAUUAUCAAAACUCACAUCGAACGCUAACAAUAUUAAGACUUCAGACUCUAAUGGUGCUUCUGCCAUUCGCCUGGCAAAAGGAGAAAGUUCAUCAAACAAUGGAAAUAGUAAUCUAAAACGUCGUAAAGCGACACCAAACUCAAACGCUCAAAAUGGUUCAAUGAAAAUGCCAGGUCGAGCGAAUCCUAGUUUUAUACACAGUUCACUAUCAUUACAAUCUGCGGCGAAAAGUCCCAUGGUUCAAAAAGAUGGACAGAUUCCUCAUAUGGGACAAGAGAUAUCGCCACAAAAUUCCAGUGAAUCUGGUAUUGGAAGUGACCAAAUAGAUAUGGAAAUAUCAGACGAGCAAAUAAUGAUUCACUUUAAAGACCCCGAUGACAAAGGGGGAGAUAUGGUGUACUAUAAUCAGGAAAUUGACCACAAUCCAAUCCCUUAUCCCCCAGAACCACCGAUUGAUUACGAGACAAAUGAGGACGAGACAACAUCUCAAGAAAAUGUCACUUCCCAAUCCACACAGAACAGUCAACAAGAUAUUGCUGAAUUAAAGAUGGCGCUUGAAUCAACGUUUAGACCUCAAUCAAGGGAGACAUCUGUGAAAGAGGGUGGAGAUGAAAAUGACUGGAAUGAAUGGUUGCGAUGACAGAUAUUAUAUAAUAUGUACGUUUACCAUCAUACAUCUGAAUGUGAAACAUUGAACAUAAAUGUACUUAAACAGCCCUACUGAUAAUUUCAUGAGUUAAUCGACACUGUACUUUGGAUCUUUACACCGAAAGCAAAACAUUGAGUUUACUUGACAUUUGUUAUUCAUAUACAUAUAGGAGACCUUCCAAAUGAAUAUUGCAGGUUUUCGCUAAACAGUUCUAUCGA
Owenia fusiformis is the source of this 3241-nucleotide messenger RNA. The record is from the annotation of a GenBank genome assembly. Lineage: Eukaryota; Metazoa; Annelida; Polychaeta; Sabellida; Oweniidae.